Messenger RNA from Syzygium oleosum, 1024 nucleotides. RefSeq names its product pathogenesis-related protein 1C. The transcript has a single exon. Bases 169 to 840 code for a protein of 223 amino acids. NCBI's taxonomy places the organism in Eukaryota, Viridiplantae, Streptophyta, Magnoliopsida, Myrtales, Myrtaceae. Gene Ontology annotation, cellular component: extracellular region. The record is from RefSeq and is a predicted model, not a curated record.
AACCGAACAUGGCGACCAGGAAAUCAGCAACGAGAUUUAGCUAAAAAUAAUGAUGGAGAACGUAAAGAGAACGAUUCCAUCACGUAAAGCUCCUUUUUUGGCAACCCCCCCUCCGUCCUCCCUUCUUUAGCCCCGCUGCUCUCGGAUCAUGAGAGCAGCAGCAACACCAUGACAUUCCCAAUGCCGAGAACCCGGUUCGCCUUCAUCGUCACCGCCGCCCUCCUCGCCGUCUCGAUCGAUGUCCUCGCCGUCUCGACCGAUGUGCCGAAGGACGCGAUGGCCGCCUCGUUGGUUGGGACGAUGCCCGUCGGUUCCUCCCUCGUCGCCAGUAUCGACGCCAACGACCGCGCGACCAUGGACCUGCCCCGGAACCCACGGCCCCAGGACGCCAAGCUGGGGGUCCCCUUCUGCAGCCCCCGCGAGUUCAUCCAGGCCCACAACAAGGUCAGGCUCGGGCUCGGCGAGCCGCCCCUGAAAUGGGACAAGAGCCUGGCCAAGUACUCGCGGCGGUUCGCGUCCAAGCGCGCCGCGGACUGCAAGAUGAUCCACUCCUACGGCCCUUACGGGGAGAACAUAUUCUGGGGUGCGCAGGCCGCGUGGUCCCCGUCCCAGGUCGUGGACUCGUGGGUCAGCGAGAGCAAGUUUUACAACGCGAGGAACAACGCGUGCGCCACGGGCCAGAUGUGCGGGCACUACACGCAGAUCGUUUGGCGGGACAGCGCCCGCGUGGGCUGCGCUUGGGUCGCGUGCCUCAACGGGGGAAUGUACGCCAUCUGCUCGUACGACCCGCCCGGGAAUUACGUGAAUGAGAGCCCGUUCUCGUCUUUCUUGGGCCAAUGAUGAUGAUCUCCCAUUAGUAAUAUGACCUGAACUCCGAUUGCAAGAUUUGGUAUUACUUAUGUUUUAAUGGCGGAGGUGUUCCUUUUGGUACCAAAUCAUUUUGCUUCAUUUCGAUCCCGCGACAAUGUAACUUUUUGUGCUUAGGCCAAUGGCAUCUUGUGGCGUUAGACCUGCAUUGCUCAAA